AUGGCCAACAAUAGUGUCAAUAUAUUGGACAAGCAAACAGACGACAACAUCUGUGCCACGGAAAAUGACGACAAUCAACCGAAAACUCCUGGCAUCCCUUUAUCCAGAAAACUCUGCUAUGCAGUUGGAGGAAUGCCUUAUCAAAUGACAGCAACCGCCAAGGGCUUUUUCAUGCAGAUCUUUUUACUGGAUGUUGUGAAGAAUGUUUCGGAUCCUCUGAUUGGAUAUGCCGUGAGCAAGAGUGGCCGGACCAGAAUUGGCAAACUUAUUCCUUGGAUUGUGUUCACAAUGCCACUUGGGGUCCUGUCAUACGUUAUGCUCUGGUAUACCCCACAGGACACCAUGUCCUCUGCCUUCAGUUUCGGCUGGUACUUCACAUGGUGCUGUCUGUUUGACACCUUCAUGAGUGUAAGCCCACUAUUACCAUUAUCUCUGAAAUCUAUUUCCUGUAUAAAAAAGAACUUUGUUCUCUCUCACGAUACAGGAAUGGGCAUGGAAGUGUUCGCUACACUGGCAGGAGCUGCCAUUCAGGGUCAGAUAGUGGGGGUGCACCAUGCCAAGAGGACACACGUCUGCAGUUUACAGAAUGGCACGCAAGGGCCUUCUGGGAACCACACAGACUCACUGGAUGACAUAUCUGACACUCUACAAAAUACAAGAAGAGCCUAUUUGACUGGAGCAUUAGUAUUAGGAAUGCUGUACUUUCUGUGCUGCCUCGUGCUUUUUCUUGGAGUGAAGGAGCAGUUGGCCCCUCUGAGUAAACUGGACCGCAUAAAUGUCCCCUAUCUAACUGGAAUGAAGAUGGUGGUGAGACACACUCCAUAUGUGUGGCUUGUAUUUGGCUUCCUAUUUGCUUCACUUGCCUUCCAGAUGGCUCAGGGGAAUUUCGCCCUCUUCUGUACUCAUGCAGCGAAUAUGGGAGCAUAUUUCCAGCAUCUUGUUCUUAUAUUACUGACAUCAGCUACAAUAUCCAUCCCAAUGUGGCAGACACUACUGGUCAAAAAAGGCAAGAAGACCACCAUAUUCAUCGGCCUAUCAAUUUAUAUCCCAGCUCUAAUUGUGAUAUCCGUAGUGAAAAAUAAUUUACCCGUCUUCAUUAUUAUGUCCAUGCUAUCUGGCACAAGUCUGGCAGCCCUCUAUCUACUCCCUUGGUCAAUGUUGCCAGAUGUAGUGGAUGACUUCAAAGUCAAGAACCCAUCAUGCCAGGAUCUAGAACCAUUGUUCUACUCCUGCUACGUUUUCUUCAACAAAUUUGGAGGAGGCAUGUCUGUUGGAAUCUCUACUUUGGUACUACACUUUGCAGGAUACAAGUCUGGUGCUUGUAAACACAAUCCAGAGGUCAUAUAUUCGCUGCAGAUGCUCUUCGCUCCGGUGCCAAUCUGCCUGCUGCUCAUUGGCAUGGUGAUUUUUCGCUUCUAUCCCAUCAAUGAAGAGCGACGACAGAAAAUCCAGGACGCAUUAAGGAAAGCAGGGACAGAGACCGGCUUGAAAGGAGAAGAAGAGCUGAGCCUAUGAAGUAAUCAGUGGCUUUCUCUACUUUUGUAACUGCUGAACUGUUGAUCAUGAACGUGCUUUGUUUUCAUCUCAGUGUAAAGGCUGUUUCAUUGUGCAUUGUGAAUAUUUUUCAGUCUUGCUUCAGGGGACCUCAACCCCAUUUAGGAGUCUCACUAAUCAUACACACACAUUUCAGGUCAGGGAGAUCUCUAUACUAAUGAGCUGAAUUAGAUGAAUAAAAGAGACAUUCAAAACGUGCAGUGCUAUGGGGCCCCAUAGGACUAGAAUUGAGAAACAUUAGUGCACUUAAAUGUGCAGUGUGCAAUUUCCGCACCAUAUACAGACAAACAGAUACUCCUGCCUCAAACCCAUAUUAAGCCAGUGUUGCUGUGUGAAAAGUGUUUAUAUCAACCAGUGAAUAAACCAGCAAAUGGUUUACUGAUAACGGUCUCUGCAUAUUACAGUUCUUUAAAAUUGCUAACUAAAACGUUUUAGGCUAUUUGAGGCACAUUCAGUGAAAGCAUUCACUCAUAUAGUGAAUCUUCAGACCAAGUCUGCAGAACUGCAAGCACAUUAUCUGUUCUUGUAUUUAAUUAGCAAAAAACUGCUAUUUAAAUGCCACACUUAAUUAUUGAUUACUUACACCUAAUGAUCAUGUGUGAAAACUUUUAUACAUGAUACACAAUAUGUAAAUCUAC
This is a messenger RNA of Sinocyclocheilus grahami, 2192 nucleotides long. RefSeq names its product sodium-dependent lysophosphatidylcholine symporter 1-like. NCBI's taxonomy places the organism in Eukaryota, Metazoa, Chordata, Actinopteri, Cypriniformes, Cyprinidae. Gene Ontology annotation, cellular component: plasma membrane. The transcript has 13 exons. The coding region runs from base 1 to 1515 and encodes 504 amino acids. Gene Ontology annotation, biological process: carbohydrate transport. Gene Ontology annotation, molecular function: symporter activity. The record is from RefSeq and is a predicted model, not a curated record.